AUCACCUUCUCGUGCAUGACCACAGCAGAUGCGCUGAUGUUCUUUGGCCGUGAGCCCAGCCGCAAGGUUGUUGGACUCAACUUUGCCAAUGGCCAAUCAGUUGGCGGAGGCUACAAGAACGGGGCCUAUGCGCAAGAGGAGGACUUGUGCCGUCGAAUGCCCACGCUCUACACGUCGCUCUACAACGCGAAGAGGGAGGGGCACUACCCUUUCGGCCCAGCUACUUGCUCGAGUGCCAGUCCGGCAAGAUACUCUGACGUCCUGUGGACCCCGAAGGUUUGCAUCGCACGCGCGGGUGAGGAUCGAGGAUUCGAGCUCCUCCCCAAGGAUCAACAGGCUAACGUGUCGCUGGUGGCAGCAGCAGCACCGAACAUUAAGUUCGCUGAUCCUCCGGAGCGCUACGACAAAGACUUAAUGCUCAACACAGUGAAGGCUGUUCUCCUGGCACCCCUCAACAAGCAGCCGGAGACCACCACUAUCGUGCUGGGUGCCUGGGGAUGCGGUGCCUUCGGCUGUGACCCAUAUGACAUCGCGGAGCUCUUUGUCAAAGCCCUUGUGGAACACAGGCUGGGCCGCCUUUACAGAGAGGUCCACUUUGCCAUACCUCAGUUUGAUGUCACCGACCAGAAUCCUACAGUCUUCCGUGAGAUCUUCCGCCGCAAAGCCGUGAAGUUCAAAGAAAUCGAGAUGACUCUUGGCUGCAACGUGGUCCAAGCUGCGAACUUGGAUUGUGGCUUGGACUCAUCCAGCGACUUGACACAAGGUCUGGUUUAG
Molecule: messenger RNA, 774 nt
Organism: Symbiodinium sp. CCMP2456
Lineage: Eukaryota; Dinophyceae; Suessiales; Symbiodiniaceae
Source: the annotation of a GenBank genome assembly